AUGCCGAUUUUAGACAUGCAUCGCGCGCGUUCGCGGCUCACGUGGUUGGAACGCAGUGAUAAAUUGUUGUUGCCUCGUGUUUUGUCUUGUUUGCACGUGUUUUGCGAACACUGCCUCGACAAGAAGUUGAUCGGCGAAAGUGGGGAUGCGGGAUCUGCAGAAACUGUCAUCACCUGUCCAACUUGCAACCAAGAUACAAAGGUUGGAACAAAGAAAUUAGCAUCCUUACCAUUGGACGUAAUGACAACGAAUAUAUCCGAUGUUUCAAAUUCGAUAAAUUUGCAAUGCACAAGUUGCACGGCAAAAGAGGUGGCGAUAUCGCGAUGCUGCACUUGCCACAACCUUUUAUGCGGCAAUUGUGAGACCGCUCAUCGUUACAUGCGCUGUUUCUCCUCACACAAGGUGAUAUCGUUAGAGGAGCUCCGCAAAGACGGUCAAAAAAUCACAAUCCACAAGCCAUUGGUAUGCGACAUACACGCCGGCGAGAACGUUAUCUACUAUUGUAGCACGUGUAACGUGCCGGCUUGCACCGAAUGCGCCAAACUUGACCAUAAAGUCGCCGCUGGACAUCAAUGCGAAUCGAUUUCAGACUCUGAAAUUCGCGUUCGUCAAGAGCUCGAGGGAAUGGUAGCGGAAGUUAAGGUGAAGAUUGAUCAGACCACGAAGGUGUCUGGCGACUUGGAGAGUAGUUUAAUCGAGUUGGCGAAUCAACGAUCGACAGCUAAAGAUUUGAUUAACGAAUCGUACCAAAGUUACAAGGCGGUUUUGGAGAAGUGUCGUGAUACCGCCCUCGACGAACUGAAUACGUUGUACCGCGAAAGGGAAUUGAAGGUGAUGGAUAUGACGGAGAAGGUCGGCAAGGAAAUUGGUAUGUUGGAGGACGCUUGUAAAUUUGCCUCGAGAUUGUUGGAUAACGGAACCGUUGCCGAAAUUAUGUACCUGCGUAAAACUGUGGGCACUCAAUUGCUCAAUUUAGUUAAUAACACUUUGAAACCUGAAAAGAAAUUUUGUAUCGAAUUUCAACCGGAUUUCAUCGAAUUCGAAUCUUGCGCCAAAACUUUAUUUGGUAAAUUCCAAACGGAAUCGACAUCGCCCUCCUCGACGCUCUCGAAACCCAAAGAUAGUAGCCCCGUUACGGUAGGAACGACAACUUUGCCUCCUUUGAAUAUUAACGGGUGCGCCGGGGGAUCUUCGCUGUCCAAUAGUAGCCCGAUUUCGCUACCCACUUCCAUGCAGUCUUCGUUUGACGGCGAUUUGGGCGCCAACUUGCAAGGGCUUACGAUCGCCGCUCAGAGUCCUCCUGUCACCCAAAUCAACGCGGCCCCUCUGCAAGGAUUCUCGCGUAUCGCCGAAUACAAUAUCGCACAGCUAGCCACGCUUGCUGAUGCAAACGCUGCGGCGGCUGCAGCUGCCAGUGCUGCAACUUCACCCACACAGUUUACCCUUGCUGAUUUAUUUAAUACUGAUACUGCUUAUAAGAAUUUGCAUUCACUUGCCAAGUUGGGAUUGAAUAGUUCUGAAAAUACGUUGAGUAAUGGCGGACAAAUGUUACGUCCCAAUUCUCCGGCAACAUUAAAUAUUACCAAUACUUUAUUGAACGGUUUCAAUCCCGUUUCAUCUUCCACGUCACCGUUAUUAUCGACACCAGACGACAUCUUACCUGAUCCAUUGACCUCUAUUGUAUCAAAUCCGAAUGGUGGGGCUAGUCAGGUUAUUCAGCGUACAAACAAAGUGAGCCCAAUGCAAAUUCGAUGCAAGUUUGGUCAGUUAGGACCUAGCAAAGGCCAAUUUAAUUCGCCCCAUGGUUUCUGCUUGGGCACUGAAGAGGAUAUCGUUGUUGCUGAUACUAAUAAUCAUCGUAUUCAGAUUUUUGAGAAAACUGGUACGUUCAAAUUUCAAUUUGGAAUAGCUGGCAAGGACGAGGGACAACUCUGGUAUCCGCGCAAGGUGGCAGUAAUGCGAUCGAGCGGCAAAUAUGUGGUUUGCGAUCGUGGCAACGAACGUUCGCGCAUGCAGAUAUUUACCAAGAACGGACAUUUUUUGAAGAAGAUUGCAAUCCGUUACAUCGACAUUGUGGCCGGAUUGGCUGUUACUACAAUGGGUGAAAUCGUGGCAGUUGACAGCGUUAGUCCGACUGUUUUUGUCAUUAGCGAGAACGGCGAGCUGUUGAGAUGGUUUGAUUGCAGUGAUUACAUGAGGGAACCGUCUGAUAUUGCGAUUCACGGGAAAGAAUUUUACGUUUGUGACUUUAAGGGUCAUAAUGUGGUUGUGUUCAGCGAAGACGGAACGUUUUUGCGUCGGAUUGGUUGGGAGAACGUGACCAGUUAUCCAAAUGGGAUCGAUAUAUCAGAUGCUGGGGACGUUCUUAUAGGGGACUCGCACGGAAACAGGUUCCAUGUGGCCGUUUUUUCUCGGGAAGGACCUCUCAUUUCCGAAUUUGAGUGCCCCUACGUGAAGGUAUCUCGUUGCUGCGGAUUAAAGAUAACGUCGGAAGGAUACGUCGUGACGUUAGCCAAAAACAACCAUCACGUGCUGGUGCUCAACACCCUCUACAUUCUUUAGAUAGAUACGUAUCAGCAGUCCCAGCUUCCCCUUCGCCCUCACCCUCACCCCUCCUUCCAUGCAAGUAAAAAGUAGUAUAUGAUCUCGCACUCUAUAUACAAAAAGAACUGAUUUAUUUUUAGUACAUAUACAUUUUUUUAUUAUUAUUUAUAAUACGUAUUUUACUAUUUUGCGCGCGUAUCAGCACGUAGAGUCGAUCGUUAAUUUUUUUUAAUGUUGAUUUUUUUUUCUAUGUUAGUUGUUUUGAUGUUUUUUUUUUCACUGAAUAAUUUAAGUUAGCAGCAGAAAUGGUUCCUAUACUUUAAAGAAAAUUAAUAAUUUAUUUACUGAUUUCUUUUUUGUUUUCAAUUUUUCUGACACCAAAAAUUUAUUAUUGACGUUUUUAUUAAUGUUAAAUUUAAAUCAUUGUUUGAAUUCUUAAUGAAAACCGUUUUGACGUGAUAGCAAACACGACGCAACGCAUUUAUUAUCAUUGAAGCUAUAAGGCAUAUUUUCACAUAUUGGAGGUUUAUUUACACAUGUGGUCGGGUCGUUUUUGCUAUUCGAUCAAAGAAACGUUUUUGAAAGAAUCCAAAGAUAAUAUUUAGGUAAUUUUAUAAUUCUCGUUAAUUUAUUAUUUAUAUUUUUGGUUUUUCUGGUGUCAAUUUUUAUUAUUUUUUUUAUAUUUUGAAACAAAAAAAUCCUGUACACGUGCCAACUUUCGAAUCUCCGAUAAUUUUUUGAGCACAAAUUUCUGAGAUUAAUUAUAUUUAAUGUUUGUUGUUUUUUCUACUACUAUAUUAUUAUUUUAUUUUGAUUAUUUUUUUAUUAUUUAGAUAAUAGUUGUUUUUGUGCGUCUGCGUGUGAGAGGGGAGUGUUUGUGUUUUUACUUACGUACUCAGGUUGGUUAGCGUUUCCUCGCGGGGGCCGCGGUUUUUUUGGGCCCUCUAGCGAUCAGUGCCAUCUAGGUUCUAAGUCCUACGGUUGCAGCCUACUGAUGAGAGAGUUGUUGAUGAUUUGCUCUCGUUUUAAAAAGUCGAUUUUUGAUCAAUUUGAUCGAUUUUUUUAAAUUCAAUAUUAAAAUAACAGAAAUAUACGUGGUUGCUUCUCUAAAUUCCAGUUGAGUGUGAAUGUUUAAAACAAAAGAAAGAAAAUGCGAAACUCUCCGCGUAAUAAAAAGCGCGGAAAACCAAUGCCUGUGAUAAUAGUAUCUUCAGGAUAAGUUGUGACCUUAGUCUCUCAUUGUUGUUUAACGUGCAAUAACUAGUUACAGGCUUUUCUGCAACUCGGUUACUUGCACAGAGUUUAUAAAAUUAUAUGUAUAUAACGAAAAAAUAAAAAAAAACGAGUUUUAAGCAAAAAAAAAUUAAAAAAAAAUAAAAUCUCGAAAUUUAAAAGCCAGAUUGUUUAUGUAUAAAAAUAAAAAUAAUCGUAUCUUAUACACUCUAUUAUCGUUCUUGAAGGAUUGUUCUUCGAAAAAUUAAUGUGAUGUCAAUAUAAUCUCACGAUUAAUAAUAAAAAAAUAUCUGAUGAUGAAAACCUAAAAACAAAAAGGUUAUUUUUUAGUUUCUACUAUUUAUUUACCAAAUAUAAAUAUAAAAAAAUAUUAUUUACACCGGUAAAAAUAUCACAUAGUAAUAUAUAUAUUAUAUAUACAUAAAUAUACAUACAUAAUUAGUAUAUGCUAUAGUUGUAAAAAUUUCAUUAUAGCAUUUUUGCUCACGUUACUAUUAACAAAAAUUUUUACAAGCUCUUUUUUGCCACUUGUGUACGUCUCAUACGAAAAAUAAUAAAUAAUAAAUAUCGCGGACAAAUACUAUUUUAUUAAAAAUAAGAGGAAACGGAUUUUUUGACAAAUUUUAUUUGGUGUUAAUACAAAAUACUCUAAUAAUUCUAAAAAAUUUCAACAAAUGUGUACAGAGUGGAUCGUUCACCUGUACAAUAUAUUAGGAACUAGUAAUAUAUUAUAUACAUAGUAUGUAAAGAUAAUUAAAUGAAUAUUUGUGUGUUUUUCUUUAAAUAAAUAAAUGUUUAUCAGAUAAUCUCAUAACAACCUUCUAAAAUUAAGGAGAUAUAACGAAAAAUAUCAAAAAUUGAAUAAAUAAUACAAGAAAUAAAUAAAUUUGUCGAAGAAUCUGAGCAAAAUUAAUGUAGGAAGUGAUUCAUUUGAACUUUAUUCUUUAAUUGUAAAUAAAAUAGUACGUGGUUGUGGACAAGUUCUUUGAUGAUUAAAAAUAUCAUGUUUUGCUUUUAUUCAAGAUAUUUAUUGAAUGAUAUAUUUGAUGCUCAAAGAAAACGCAUUUUUGAAGAUGCGUAGUUGAGUAGAAUUCGCAAAUUUCUUACGUAUAAACUUGCUUGCUUUUUUUAUUUUAAUACCCUCUGGGCGGUUUCGACCUCGUAAAAGGUCAUCAUCAGCUGAAUGGUCAUAAACUAAUCAAAAUUGGAAUUAAUAAUAAAUAAAAUAAAAGUUUUCAGAGAACUCAAUAACAUGUCUAUUUAUUAUUGUUAUUGUAGUCUAAACGGCUAUAGGUUUUAAUAUAUUUGCAUUUCUGAUAGACUUUAAUUUGUAAUAAUAUGAGCAUCCCUUGUCAAGUCAUUCUAUUGCAAGAAGAGCAAUAUUUUGAAGCUUUGUAUUGAAUUCAGUGCCGCAAUAAUUACUUUUUUCUCGUACAAAUAUUUGCAUAACAAUAUACUUCAUCAGUAUCAUCAUUAAAUUACCUGAUUUUUCUAUAAAAUUUUUUAUUUUUGUUAUUGAGUGCAAAUUAUGGAACCUAAAAUGUAGUAGGUUCACAGUCUACAAAGACGAAAAGCUUUAUAACGAAGCGAUAUCAUUUUGAUGGUAUAUACUGGCGAAAUGAGUGAUUGAAAUGGAUAAACCCUCUGUUUGAACGCAUUUUUGAAGUGAUCCACAAAAACUUCUUUUGUAUAGCUAAUCUGAAUUGAUCUUACAUUUUAAAUUUGCGCUGUUAAAAUGAUGAACAAUAGGAGUAAAAUUGUUACUUGUUGGUUUUCGGGCAUUUAUUAAUGUUUUGACCUCGUUAUCAGACUAUUUUCACUAUCACCGUUCCUCAAAAAUAUAUAUUAUCUAUUUGUCUAUAUAUACGGUUAAAGGGGGGUUAAGAACAGCAUUAUGAUGUUAAUUAUAAUUUGUUUAUUAUUAAUUCCAAUUUUGCUUAAUUUAUGACCAUUCGGCUGAUGAUGAUCGUUUAAGAGGUUAAAACCGGUCCCGAGGAUAUUUAAAUUAAAAAAAACAAGACGUUUAUACAAAGAUUGCUUUGUGUUAUGAUUUAUGAUUUAAUUUCGGAAUAAUUACAUCUUAUCUACUUAAUAAAUUUUCAUUUUACUUAAAUGAAUCACUUCCUUAAGUAUGCAGUUAGUUUAAAUAAAUAGGUCGGUUCGAUGGUACGCAUACAAUUGGAGCAUACAGUCUAAACUACUGAUACAACUACAUACAAUUAAAAUUAACUACUAUAAUUAGUAUCAAAAGAAAAAAAUCUUUUAAUUUUAAAUUUAAUAUAUUGUCAAUGUGAUAGAUUUUUUGAUGAUUUUACAAUCACAAUAUUAGUGUGUGUACAAAGAAGUCAUUUUUAGAUACUCGUAUACCAGUACUUUUGCCAUAUUUAUAUAAAUUAUAUAUAACGACGCGCGACUAAAGAAAGGAAAACAUAAAAAAAAAUAAAUAAAAGAAAAUGCGUUUGAAAAAGGAAGAAAUGUGUUUUAAAAAGUUCAUUCAGUAGCAAUAAGUAUUCUCAGACAGUAUUGGAGUGAGGAAUUGUUAUCAUUCCAUUUUUAGCGUAGUCUACUAUAUUUACAUAAUAUUAUUAUAUAUAUUUUUGUUUUUUUCUUUAUUGUAUUAUUUUCAUACCGAUUAUUAACUUUUCACGACGCCUUUAGACAUGUAAGGUAACCUCUAGUAUUAAGUUUUUGUGUGUUACGAUGUGAAACGUUGUUACUUAAUGAAAAGUGAAAAAAAAAGAUAAGAUUAAAUUAUUAAAAAAAUGAUAUAAUAGAUAAAAAGAUAGGGUUAUAAACGCUAUCCAAAGACGUACAGAGAUAGGCUCCAAAAGUUAAAAAAACAAUCAGUAAAUAAAAUCACAAAAGCAUUAAUUACUAAACUAGAUGAAGAAAAUUUAAUGCGCGCUGACAAAAAAAUAUAGAUAAAAACGGUUGUGAGCUACCUAUUAUUAUAUACACUUUUCUUUUCGAUUAAAAAUUUUCUAUAUA
This is a messenger RNA of Onthophagus taurus, 6765 nucleotides long. The record is from RefSeq and is a predicted model, not a curated record. Lineage: Eukaryota; Metazoa; Arthropoda; Insecta; Coleoptera; Scarabaeidae.